AUGCCGGUCGCUUCCAGGAGCCACACCAGAAACAAUCGUGGUAAAGUGAUUAGGCCUCUGCAGUACCAGUCCACCGUGGCACCAGGCACAGUGGCAAGAGUGGAACCAAAUAUUAAAUGGUUUGGAAAUACUCGUGUGAUCAAGCAGUCGUCUCUGCAGAAAUUCCAAGAGGAAAUGGAGACUGUUAUGAAGGAUCCGUACAAAGUGGUCAUGAAGCAAAGCAAGCUGCCGAUGUCCCUUCUCCAUGAUCGAAUUAGACCUCAUAAUUCCAAAGUCCACAUUCUUGACACAGAAACUUUUGAAACGACCUUUGGCCCCAAAUCGCAAAGGAAAAGACCAAAUCUUUCUGCGAGUGAUGUGCAGUCUCUUCUGGAGAACGCUGAGGCCUCCGCAGGGACCUAUGACCAGGGCAAGGACCGAGACCUGGUGAUGGAAGAUACUGGAGUGAGGGAUGAAGCACGAGAGGAGAUCUACAAGAAGGGACAGUCCAAAAGAAUCUGGGGUGAGCUUUACAAAGUGAUUGAUUCGUCUGAUGUUAUUGUGCAAGUUCUUGAUGCUAGAGAUCCUGUCGGGACUCGUUCCCCACAUGUCGAAUCUUACCUCAAAAAGGAGAAACCGUGGAAACAUCUCAUUUUCGUCCUGAACAAAUGUGACCUUGUCCCUACUUGGGCCACCAAACGCUGGGUUGCAGUCCUCUCCCAGGAUUAUCCGACACUUGCUUUCCACGCCAGUCUCACAAAUCCCUUUGGCAAAGGAGCCUUCAUACAGCUGUUACGGCAGUUCGGAAAGUUGCACACAGACAAGAAACAGAUCAGCGUGGGCUUCAUUGGCUAUCCAAACGUUGGCAAGAGCUCAGUGAUUAAUACGUUACGAUCCAAGAAGGUCUGCAACGUGGCCCCCAUUGCCGGUGAAACAAAGGUCUGGCAGUACAUCACCUUGAUGCGGCGGAUCUUUCUCAUUGACUGCCCAGGUGUGGUUUAUCCAUCGGAGGAUACAGAAACUGACAUUGUGCUGAAGGGAGUGGUUCAAGUUGAAAAAAUAAAGAGCCCUGAAGACCAUAUCAGUGCAGUGCUCGAAAGAGCGAAGCCAGAGUACAUCAGCAAGACGUACAAAAUUGAUACCUGGAAAAGUGCAGAGGAUUUCCUUGAGAAGCUAGCCUUCCGGACUGGAAAACUGUUAAAGGGUGGAGAACCUGACAUGCAGACUGUGAGCAAAAUGGUCCUCAAUGACUGGCAGAGGGGCCGUAUACCAUUCUUCGUUAAACCACCGAAUGCAGAGCCAGGCCCUCAGCCCUCAUCUUCUUUAGAAGUAGCUGCAGUGCCAAGCCAAGCUGACAGUGAUGAGCAGAGCUCAGAGGCUGUAGCUUCAAACACAGAGUUGGUAGAGGAAGGGGAGAACAAAGCGAACGCAGAAAUGAAGCAACUCAUGUCUCACGUCCGGCAGAACUUUGGGAAGAUUAAUGUGGCAACUCAUUUCUUGGAAGAAGACCUGGUUCCUGUAGCUAUGUCAGAUAUUGACAAGAUGGACAGCGAUCCUUCUGGAGGAGAGGAGGAGGAGGAGGAAGAGGAAGAACAGCAGCAAAACUUAGCUGAGGAUGACUCCAACUCCCAUAGAGAAGCUGCCAGGGAGGGCUCCAAGGCGGUUAUUAAGGUUUUGGAGGAAAAGAUUGCAAAAUACAAAAAAUUCCUGGACAAAGCCAAAGCCAAGAGAUUCUCAGCAAUAAGAAUCCCCAGAGGGCUCAGUGAAAAGGUAUUCACAACAUCGGAGCAGAAGUCUGAAGAAACCAAAGAACCAGAGGCCAGAGGGUGCACCAAAAAGGGAAAGAAAAGGAAAGCACAAGAGGACGAGGAGGAGGAUGCCCUUCAGGGUAAAAAGCCAUGCAAGAAGCUUACAUCCAAAGAAAGGAGAAGAGCUGAGAGGCAGCAGCACACCAAGAAAGUUGGGGUCCGAUACUAUGAAACUCACAAUGUGAAAAAUAAGAACCGGAACAAGAAAAAAAGUGACUCGGAGGGACAGAGAUCAAAACACAAGAAAUUUAAACAUAAGCAAUAACUGGGGCUUUUAUUAAAUUUAACAUAAACCAGUGCCUCUCACUAGCAGUUUUUUCUUCAUGUACAACUUGCAUUUCUAAAUUCAAAGCCCAGCCAUGUGUCUUGAUACAGUGAUAGAUGAACAUAAGAACGGCCAUACUGGGUCAGACCAAAGGU
Messenger RNA from Terrapene triunguis (Three-toed box turtle), 2207 nucleotides. It is a transcript of the gene GNL2, whose product is annotated as G protein nucleolar 2. The record is from RefSeq and is a predicted model, not a curated record. Bases 1 to 2052 code for a protein of 683 amino acids. NCBI's taxonomy places the organism in Eukaryota, Metazoa, Chordata, Testudines, Emydidae. Gene Ontology annotation, cellular component: nucleolus. The transcript is spliced from 15 exons. Gene Ontology annotation, molecular function: GTP binding.